CCAGCGUUGACGUUAAAUAGGUAGCUGCCCUCCAGUCUUGAUCAAGGUUCUUGAGAGGUAAUGGCUGUGGCCUCUCGACAGAGCACGACCGAACCACACUUGAAAGCUCGGUCCACGAUUCACCAGUUUCCAAACCCUCAAAAGUUUCUUCGUCGACGAGGGCAUCUACUGCGAAUACGGUAACCGGUUGACGUCAUGAUAAUCAACAUAUCUUUCACCAUGUUGCUGGCCAACAUUAGCCUUGCAAGUGGUUUGGCUGACGCGCGACUGAUCUCUUACAACAUCCGCUAUGCCACAACAUUACUAUCAACUAAUGAGGAACCAUGUUGGGGUUGGUGGGAAUGAUGGGGCGCAAGAUGGGGAGUAUUCACCCAUUAUCUUCCAAGCAGACACCUGGCAAACUGGAUGGAAACAAGACGUACUGGCUCAGCCAGACGCCCCACGUGGUUGGUUGGGUCUACGGGAUGGGAUGCUGCCUUACCGCGUAUCGUCACAGUUGCACAGUUCAAGCAUCGCACAACAGGUGUGCCUCUUGCAUUCAUGUGCACGCACUUUGACCAUAUAGGGACGGUUGCCUGGAAUGAGAGCGCCAAGUUGAUCAUCAAGAUAGCUGAUGAGUGGAUGGUCCAAGGCUCCAACUCAACGAAGCCCGCUCCUGUGUUUCUGGGCGGUGACUUGAACCUUGAGCCUACAAAGGAGGGAUUCCAGACUUUAACUACCCCAGGCGCUUUCCAGGACAUCAAAGACCUCGUCCCCAAGACACACUGGUACGGCAACGCCAAAACAUCGACUAGCUUUACCACAUCGACUUUGGACGACAUCCGUAUUGAUUACCUGUUCGUGCGCAAUCCUCUUGGCAUCCAAUUCUCGACGUAUGGAGUCUUGACCAACAAAUUCGAGGAUGGGGUGUGUAUUUUGGAUCAUAGGCCAGUAGUGGUAGACGCAGAAAUGCUGGCAUGACUGUGUCGCCAGUGAAGAGAUGGCUUUGAAAAUGUCUGGAGCGGUGUUCCAAGAAGGUGUCUCAAGAAUCAUCGGAUGUUUGCCCCAGGUGCCAAAACGGUCAAGCUUUGAGUGAAUCAGGACAAGGAGAAGAUCAACAGUACCAGGCUUAGAGCGACAGAAUGGAGCGACGGACACGCCGGUUUUAAUGGAGUAUACCGCUUACCUACUGGGAUGAUUUAUUUGCUACUCGUCUUGGACUGGCGGACAAUGACCGCUGCGCAUUAAGUAUAUGUACCUAACCUUCCGUAUUACGAGCCAAGGUUCGAUACACGUAUGUCUUCUCUCCCUCGUCAGACCAGAUUUUCAGGUAGCCUUGAUUUCAGUACUUCGAAGACAAAGCUUAGACCCUAGGGCCGGAGGGUGAGGACCGAUUCAUUGGGAUCUAAAUGCACAUUCAUGUAUUGCGCCUGAGGGGGAAAAAAUAACUCCCAAACCAAAUAAAACCAUAAAAAAA
Neurospora hispaniola is the source of this 1456-nucleotide messenger RNA. RefSeq names its product Endonuclease/exonuclease/phosphatase. Bases 406 to 960 code for a protein of 184 amino acids. The record is from RefSeq and is a predicted model, not a curated record. The transcript has a single exon. Lineage: Eukaryota; Fungi; Ascomycota; Sordariomycetes; Sordariales; Sordariaceae. Gene Ontology annotation, molecular function: catalytic activity.